Messenger RNA from Gregarina niphandrodes, 765 nucleotides. RefSeq names its product putative apicomplexan specific coiled coil protein. NCBI's taxonomy places the organism in Eukaryota, Apicomplexa, Conoidasida, Eugregarinorida, Gregarinidae. The record is from RefSeq and is a predicted model, not a curated record. The coding region runs from base 1 to 765 and encodes 254 amino acids. The transcript has 3 exons.
AUGGCGCAAACCCCGUCUAACCCAUCCCCGUACUCGGCAGAGUUACAGACGUUCCUAGUUUCGAAGUACGAUCCUUUGUUGGGAGUGGUCAAAACUCUGAAUGAGAGGCUCCACGCUACGAACAGAGAUGUUUUCAAAGUGCAGCAGCGUAUGGACGCCAUGGAAAAAAACCUGCAUGAGAUUCGCGAGCUGUUACUAAAGAGCAAUAAGCAGCUGCCUCCCCUCGACCAGCUUUCGGCGGACCUGAAGAAGAGUGACAUAGCAGACAUCAUUCGGCCAUCGACGCAGAUGGUGGCAUCUUGGCUAUUUUCUUGUCAGUUGAAUACACCUGCGUCGGCAAUUCAGUUGAUGCUGGACUUCCUCCCUGACCAAACCGCGGAGUUGGACGUGCGCGACUGGAAGCGAGAAUCGGACAUGUGGAUCGACUUCCUCGAGAAUGUGCCUGACAACGUGCCCUUUUCCAAACCCCCUUCCCUCAGUCUUGCGGACCUUCGCGCAUCCGCUCGUAGCGCCUUGAACGAGAUGGUUAAACGUGAGGUCCUCGUUAUUAUCCGUAGCGUUCCCGGAAAGGACGCGGCCGCCAAACAGUCCGCCUCCCUCGUUCUCGUCGGCAUCAUCUGCGGCGCCAUUGGAGAAGCCUGGAGACGCGCAGAACAGGAUGGAGAUUUCUCCACUGGCCGCGUUGUCGUCGUCCUUGACGGAGACGGCCUCGCCUCUAAACUCCACACCGGCGACCAAAAACUCGUCAUCGAACCCCUCCAUUGA